CUCCCUCCCCGAGGAUGCUAACCCAGUUAGCUGUGUGUUCUACGGUGUUUGGCUGGUCACGAACUGGUAAUGUAACGUUAGCCGAGAAAGCGGCAGCCAUUUCAUUCUCCGAGGGACAGGACGCACAUUGAAGCCUUAAAACGUGACGAGGAAGCCCCACAAUGGUGAAAAUAUUCAUCGGGAAUCUGUCACCAGACACAACAUCAGAUGAACUUCGCUCUCUCUUCUCCCAGUAUGGCAAGAUUGGAGAAUGCAGUAUUGUCAAGAACUUCGGCUUUGUGCACAUGGAUGACAAAGCAGAGGCAGAAGAAGCCAUCAGCAACCUCCACCAUUAUGAGCUGAACGGCCAGCCUAUGAAUGUAGAAUUGAGUCGUGGCAAGUCAAGAGGAUCCACUAAACUACAUGUUGGCAACAUUGCCUGUACCAACCAGGAGCUGAGGGCCAAGUUUGAAGAGUUUGGUUCUGUGCUGGAGUGUGACAUAGUAAAGAACUAUGCUUUUGUUCACAUGGAACGAAUGGAGGAUGCGAUGGAGGCCAUUAAUCAGUUAGACAACACGGCUUUUAAAGGUGACCUCUUGGGCUGGGCUUAAUGGGGAGUUACCGGUAUAUGGAAGAUGUAGUAUCAAGAAUAUUUGAUUCUGCUCUUGUGAAUUAAUAGGUAAGAUAUGGAUGCACCGCAGGUGAGUAAAAAGAGAUGAAGGGAUAACGGUAAGCUGAAGAAAGUAAGGGAGCCUUUAUUAUUUUAAAGCUGGUAUCCGUAAUGUCGUUGGUAACAGCCAUUUGUGUGGAGGAUUGUGGUAAAACAAAAAAGACUGACUUGUCAGGUCACGCCUGUUCUGCUUGUUAAGGCAAGUACAGUCAGUUUAAAGAGUAAGUGUUUUUUGAAGUGGGGUUGUAUAAAGUACAUAUCCACAGUCAGUGUAUUACCUACAGUAGGUGUCAUACCCAGUUUGGAGAAGCAGGCAGGAGUACCACCACAGAAACUAAGCAAUGUACUGCUGUGGACAGAGGCAGCAGCAAAAUAUGUUUUAGCCCCGUUGAAAAAAGAUCAUUAUCAGUUUUAGUGUAUGAUAUGUUGAAAAUAAUUUCACCACUCUACCACACUGUCAGACAGCUUGUUGCGAUGCAAAAGCAGUUAACUACUUAAGUUCCCCAUCCAUGCUCUUGUCAAACCCACCAGACUCGAUGGACAAAAUAUGUAAUUUCAGCUUGCUGAACCCAGGAGCUGCUGGCCUACUGCUGCCUUAAUCAUUUAGUUUGUUAAUGCUUCUGUCAUGAAUAGCUAUCUGACUGCAAGGUAAAGCUCUGAAAGUAUUCUCAAUAUAGUGUACAAUAUUGAUUCCUUGUAGAAGAAGAAGAUAUGCUUUUAUUAAUCCCUGAAGGGCAAUUCCGUUUUUUUCACUCUGUUGUUACAUACACAAAGACCUGAAAUACACACACAUGCACAAACAGGACCUAUACAUGCAUUAAAUGGAGAGAUGCCAGAAGGAGGGGGGCUGCCUUGGACAGGCACCCCCAGUAGUUUGGGGUUCAGAAGGCAAACUGACACCUCUCCAACCACCAGUCCACCCUCCAUACGAGAACAUGAGCUGGUGACUUUUCAGUUCCCAAGUCAAGUCCCUAUGGACUGAGGUCAUGCUGCUUAAAUACAUUUUCUUGCUGCACUCGUCCACAGCAGUACAUUGCUUAGCUUCCACAGUGGUACUCCUGUCGGCUUCUCCAAACUGUGGGUGAGCCAACUGACAUCUGCUGUAUGUAAUACACUGACUAUGUAUGAUUACCUUAUACAACCCCACUAUAAAAGAUCCAAUCUAUCACUUCAUAUUGGAGUUGCUGGUUAGGCCCAUUAAGGGCUGGAUAAACACAAAAACAUUAUGUGCAUGUAAUCAGGUUUAUACUGUAUUUGGUUUUUGCACGCAAAUUUGCCCACGUGUUUAGAUUUUAGCCUGUAUGCAUGGUUCUUGCACUCAGCAACGUGUGCAUAUGGCGAAAUUUUAAUCACGCAGCCCAUCACAACUACAUGGAAAGUUUGAUUUCAUCUGUCAAACUUUGCUACCUGCUAACUUUACUAAGUUCAGCACUAGCUGAUUCAAAUGGCAAGAUUAUGUGCGACCUUUCCUGACAAUGCUGAUAUCUCUGCUACUGGAUGAAGAUUGAGUUCUUUUUGCAAGGGCAGGGUUAAUGUGGAAAGUUACGGAUUUCAGCUUUAAUAAGUAUUUUUUUAAUGCUCAAAUUACUAGCCAUGUCUUAUUGCUAUUUUUAGAGUAUAAUGCAGCUUUUUACCAGACUGAUGAGGAGAGUUUUGUAUGCCAGGCAGGAAAUGUUAAGUAUAUUAUUUAAAAUAAAUGCAGGCAUAAAUCCUUAUUGAGUGUUUUCUUUUUAAGGCAAACUGAUGAGCGUGAAGCUUUCGACUAGCCGCCUGCGCACUGCGCCGGGAAUGGGAGACAGAUCGGGUUGUUAUCGUUGCGGGCAGGAAGGCCACUGGUCCAAAGAAUGCCCUCUAGACCAAAAUGGCUACCACAGAAAC
This is a messenger RNA of Epinephelus fuscoguttatus (brown-marbled grouper), 2527 nucleotides long. RefSeq names its product RNA-binding protein 4.1-like. Lineage: Eukaryota; Metazoa; Chordata; Actinopteri; Perciformes; Serranidae. Gene Ontology annotation, cellular component: cytosol; nuclear speck. The transcript is spliced from 2 exons. The coding region runs from base 162 to 590 and encodes 142 amino acids. Gene Ontology annotation, biological process: mRNA splicing, via spliceosome. Gene Ontology annotation, molecular function: zinc ion binding; mRNA binding. The record is from RefSeq and is a predicted model, not a curated record.